Saccharomyces kudriavzevii IFO 1802 is the source of this 1224-nucleotide messenger RNA. RefSeq lists its product as uncharacterized. The transcript has a single exon. Gene Ontology annotation, biological process: response to oxidative stress. Lineage: Eukaryota; Fungi; Ascomycota; Saccharomycetes; Saccharomycetales; Saccharomycetaceae. The coding region runs from base 1 to 1224 and encodes 407 amino acids. The record is from RefSeq and is a predicted model, not a curated record. Gene Ontology annotation, cellular component: cytoplasm.
AUGGCAAUUGCAAUCAAAAAGGAAAAGACAAAAUUUGCUCCUGUUAGAGAGGUUUUAUCUGAGGAAGAUCAUGAUAAUUACACUAAAUUUCAGGACACUUCAAAACUGGAAUGGUUCUGCAGAACAUCAAACCAUAAAAAAUUCAAGUCGCAUAGUUUGUGGAAAGCGGUAAAAAACCCAACAGAAACGAGAAUAGAGACACAAACUCUGUAUUUUACAGAUCUCACGAAUGACAAAUGUGGAUUUAUCCAACUACUAUAUUCCAGUGUUAUGGGAGGUAUAUAUAAAGGAUUUCAGUUAAACUUCAAAAUUUUCAAAGCCAGUAGUAAGGACGAGUCUGAGGAGAAUAUUGAUAUAUGGGAGAGUUUUAAGAUCGAAAACAUCAAAGAUUUUGAUACGCUGAAGGUAGAAUCAGACAACGUUUCCUUCCACUUCGUGCCUCUAGAAAACCCCUCAUCCAAUGGAUUUGCUCAAUUAUUAAUUAAGAUAGAUAUUCCCAAGGGGAGCACCAGUUCUCUAUUGAAGGAUCUGAAAGUCGACGUGACAGUAAACCUACAAGAGGGAUUUAUAAUAAACCCAGACGGCUCCAAUUAUUACCUUGACAAUAGCAUAAGUUUGGACGAAUUGUCUAAACGGGAUCCUUCUAGCACAUCUAGAAGGAUGGUAAGACACGUGUUUGUUCCGAGAGGGUUUUGCAAUGGUACCAUAUCAUACAAGAAAAAGGAUAAACUUGUAAAAUUGGAUCUGAACGACACACCCAUGUUAUACCUAGAUGCUGUCCAGGGGUUAAUACCUAAUAAGGCUGCUAGCAAGUGGAACUUUCUUUGUUUUAACGGUAGGAAGCGCUCAAUGAUGUGUAUCGAGUUCACCACUACAAAAGAGUAUGGUAGCACCACAGUGACCAUAUGGGCUGUUAGUGACAAGGAAAAAAUCUUGGAAGUUGGUUCAAGUGUUAAUGACCAUGCCGUCAAAUUUCCGUCCACACAGGAGGAUAAGCAAAACGGUUGGAAAUAUCCUACAUCUAUCGCCUUCCCUCGCGGCUUUGAAGAAUCGAAUUUAAGGCUGGUCAAUAGAUACGAUAUAAUGGGUGAGGUACCUGCUUUCAUCAGGUCUAUUGCCGAAAAUUUAGCCAACAUGAAGCCUUUCAUUUAUCAAUUCUGUCAAAGGUCAAAAUUCGAAGACGAUGAGGGAGUCUCCAUCAUCGAAAGUACAUUUAUCAACUGA